Molecule: messenger RNA, 1759 nt
Organism: Melanaphis sacchari
Lineage: Eukaryota; Metazoa; Arthropoda; Insecta; Hemiptera; Aphididae
Product: glycine receptor subunit alpha-4-like
Exons: 9
Coding region: 86-1540 (484 amino acids)
Biological process (GO): chloride transmembrane transport; chemical synaptic transmission; signal transduction
Cellular component (GO): membrane; synapse; neuron projection
Molecular function (GO): transmembrane signaling receptor activity; neurotransmitter receptor activity; chloride channel activity
Source: RefSeq, a predicted model, not a curated record
AGUAAAAAAAAAGUCGAAUUCAAAAUGAAAAUUAGGUACAUGCACACCAUAACGACGUGCAUACGUGUUUGCAUUCGCGCUGAACAUGUUUUACAUAAAGUUGUACAUUUUUGUUUGUGUUUUAUUGUUUACCGUAGUGUUACCGUUAUCGUCUGCCAAGACAAACAAAACUUGCGAAGUAGAGUACAACGACGAAGUGUCGUCAUCGGAGAAAAUACUCCGAUGGUUGACUGAUUCGUGUCGAUAUGACAAAACAGUAGCCCCAGGAAAACUCGUUGCGCACAAUCCAAUCGUUGUAUUCACUAGGAUUCAUGUGUAUCAUUUAACUUCUGUGUACCCGCGUAAUCUGGACUUCAAAGUGAGGAUAUUGUUGCAAUUCCGAUGGCGAGACGUUCGAUUGGCAUUUGAAAAUUUAGUACUGAUGGACUCUUCUGAAGUGGUGUGCCAAAAGGGAGUAUUGGAGCGGAUAUGGAUACCGAACGUGUACAUUACCAAUGAGAAACACUCAUUGACAGUAGCCGACAUGACCGAAGACCUGAUGGUCACCGUGUUACCGGACGGAACUGUGAUGUUAUCGGUUAGGUUGAAGACAUCCGUUUUUUGUUGGAUGAAGCUAGGCAGAUUCCCAUUCGACCGCCAACAGUGUCACUUGAUCAUGGAAACUUGGAGGUACGACACCUCACAAUUGGUGCUUAAAUGGGAAGUCGAAUCGCCAGUCACCGCAGCCCUAAAUGAUAACUCGUGGGUUCCUUACUUGACAGAAUAUAAAUUGCUGAAAAUAAUACCGCACAGCUCCGAACAUUAUGUCGAACCAAUUUCUUUAGACCCAACUUCUACUUACCGUUACACGUCGUUGACGUUAACGUUCCUAUUAGCCAGGGAGUACGGAUUCUAUAUCAUGGACUAUUAUAUGCCGGGUAUAUUGUUGGUGACGAUUUCGUGGGUGUCGUUUUGGAUGGCACCCGACGCGACGCCCGCACGUGUUGCAAUCGGUACAAGUACAAUGCUCACAUACUUCCAGUUGGGUAUUGACACAGGCUCCAAGUUACCCAAUGUGUCAUAUAUUAGAUCCAACGACUUGUGGUUUAUCGUGUGCACUGCGUUCAUAUUCCUUUCGUUGGCCGAAUUUGCAUUUGUCAAUACAAUAUGGCGUUACGGGUGUCAUCCCGUUAAGUUGAAAAGUAAAUCCAACAAACAAAUGUUUAAGUCAUCGAUCAAAGCGAGCAAAAUGUCCAAGGGAAUAGUCAAUAAUGACCAACCGCAACAAACUGUCGCAGCUGGUGGUUUAUUUCUCGACGGAAAAAGAUUACAAAGCAAUGGUACGACAGAAUUGAACGCAGAACUGCCUUAUACGAUGGAAAUGAAAGCGAUGGGCAAGGUAAAAUUCAAGGUAUCUGAAGAAUCAGCACGUCAAUUACAUGGUGGCUUAACAACUACGGCCCAACAGAUUUCGAUUUGGAUCGACGAGAAAAGUAGAAUUGUGUUCCCAGCGUCGUUCAUUUUAUUCAACGCAGUAUAUUGGAGCUUAUUGUGGGUUUAACGAAAUUUCGACGACCUAUGGAAGUGAUUUUACGAACAUACUACACGUUCAACUUAACUUUCAAGGGAAAAUUCGGUGGGUAUAUCGGUAAUUUACUAUCUGCAAUAUUCUAUGAAGGAUAAAAAAUGUAACAUUUGGUAUACUGUAUAUCGUAUACGUGUAAUUUAAAAUAGUAUUACCUUUGUUUAAAUGUAAAUAUAGCUAAAUACAAAAUUUAAU